This is a messenger RNA of Meriones unguiculatus (Mongolian gerbil), 1949 nucleotides long. RefSeq names its product 3-hydroxy-3-methylglutaryl-CoA lyase (gene Hmgcl). The transcript has 10 exons. Bases 592 to 1494 code for a protein of 300 amino acids. The record is from RefSeq and is a predicted model, not a curated record. Gene Ontology annotation, molecular function: hydroxymethylglutaryl-CoA lyase activity. NCBI's taxonomy places the organism in Eukaryota, Metazoa, Chordata, Mammalia, Rodentia, Muridae. Gene Ontology annotation, biological process: ketone body biosynthetic process; L-leucine catabolic process.
GGCGGACACUUGAGACUCUAGGCUAAGAUGGCGACUGUGAGACGGGUUUUCCCGCGGAGGAUAGCGGGCUUGGCGUCCCUCCGGGCUGAAAGGGGAAGCCGCGGCCAGGGGACGUGAAGCGACCCGUCGUCACCUCGGAGACCUGGGACAUCCUCCUGGGCGUCCUCAUUCCCUCCCAGGCACACACAGGCAGUUGUGGGCUGCCAGGCGCGGGUGCUGGGAACCGAACGUAAGAGCAUCAAGUCUCUCCUUCCUGUAACUGAGCUUCGGAGCUCUCCAGCCCUUCAUUAGUGGGAAACACGUCCCGCGUGGAAAAAGCAAAAGCAAGCCUCUCGGCCGCCUUUCCCAGGUCCUGUUGCUUUUCUAGACGCCUGGACCGUGGGGGUUUCCUCGGAACUGUACUUUGGGCCUGUUCAAUCCUGGUGUUCUGUCCUCUCCCACGCGCAGUGUGGAGGGAAAGGGAGGGAAGGGGCCAAAGAGCUGUGCUGGUUAAAGCGCAAACCGACGUCCGGAUGAUCCUGCCACUUUCUAGGUUGCUUACAUGUAAAAUGGAUAGCUCUGUCUCAGGGUGAUUUGGCGAGCACCUCAUCCAUGGGCGCUUUCCCGAAGCAGGUGAAGAUCGUGGAAGUCGGUCCCCGAGACGGUUUGCAGAAUGAAAAGAAUAUUGUACCUACCCCAGUGAAAAUCAAGCUGAUUGACAUGCUUUCCGAAGCAGGGCUCCCUGUUAUCGAGGCCACCAGCUUUGUCUCUCCCAAGUGGGUACCCCAGAUGGCUGACCACUCUGAAGUCUUGAAGGGCAUUCAGAAGUUCCCCGGCGUCAACUACCCAGUCCUGACUCCAAAUAUGAAAGGCUUUGAGGAAGCGGUAGCUGCGGGUGCCACGGAAGUCAGCAUCUUUGGGGCUGUAUCCGAGCUCUUCACCCGGAAGAACGUGAACUGCUCUAUAGAGGAGAGUUUCCAGCGCUUUGAAGGAGUCAUGCAGGCUGCACGGGCAGCCAGCAUCUCUGUGAGAGGGUAUAUCUCCUGCGCCCUCGGAUGCCCCUACGAGGGGAAGAUCUCCCCGGCUAAAGUAGCUGAGGUUGCCAAGAAGUUGUACUCAAUGGGCUGCUAUGAGAUCUCCCUUGGGGACACCAUUGGGGUAGGCACCCCAGGGCUCAUGAAGGACAUGCUGACCGCUGUCAUGCAAGAGGUGCCUGUGACCGCACUGGCUGUCCACUGCCACGACACCUACGGUCAAGCUCUGGCCAACACCUUGGUGGCCCUGCAGAUGGGAGUGAGCGUGGUGGAUGCCUCUGUGGCGGGCCUUGGAGGCUGUCCCUAUGCACAGGGGGCAUCGGGGAACCUGGCUACCGAGGACCUGGUCUACAUGCUGACUGGCUUAGGGAUCCACACGGGUGUGAACCUCCAGAAGCUCCUUGAAGCUGGGGACUUCAUCUGUCAAGCCCUGAACAGAAAAACCAGCUCCAAAGUGGCACAGGCCACCUGCAAACUCUGAGUCCCUCGCUCCCUUGAAGACCUGGGACUGUGGGAGAUGGGUGUAGGUGCACAAUGAUUCCUACAUGGGGGAAAUGAAAUGAGGGCAAAUGAGCAGGCAACAGAUUCUUCUCCCAGACAGAAAGGGCUACCGCUGCCAGGCCUGGGGCCGCCCUGGAGCCUGGAAGUCCCCUUUCACUGUGGACCAGCUCCUCAGAGCUGAGUGCUUGCUUGGGAUGGCCCUGGGUCUCCUGGGAGAGUAUGCUAGGCAACAGAGCUGAUGUCCACCCUGCCAUGACCGAGGGUCCUGUGAGAGGGAGUGCCCCCUACCCCCAAGCCAGCACAGCAUUUGCUGAAAUGGUGGGGUUGAUCUGUUGCAGGGGCCAUCUGCCAACUCCAGUAUCUCUGGAAAAUCAUUCUGUAUAUGAUUUUUGAAAACAGCUUAUGUAAUUAAAGAUCUAAUUUUCUAAUAUCCAA